Molecule: messenger RNA, 1234 nt
Organism: Rotaria sp. Silwood1
Lineage: Eukaryota; Metazoa; Rotifera; Eurotatoria; Philodinida; Philodinidae
Source: the annotation of a GenBank genome assembly
UGAUCAACGAUCAUUAUUAAGUUUAAUUAUUUAUUUAAAUGAUAAUUUUGAAAAAGGCAAAACAAAAUUUUAUUUUCCAAAACAAUCACCCAAGUUUCAUGUUAAAGGAUUAACAAUUAAACAAGAAAUUGAAGUUUAUAAUGGUUUAGAACAUCGUUAUAAAUCUGUUAAAAUAAAACCAAAAAAAGGUCAUGCUAUUCUAUUUACACAUAAUCUUUUACAUGAAGUUAUAGCACCAGAAAUAAACAAGUCUUCUGAUAUCAAAGAGGGUAUUAUAUUACGAACGGAUAUACUUGUUAAGCGAACAGAAAAACCAUUAGGAUUUGCAAUAACUCCAGAAGAAAGAGACAAUUAUCAGAAAUGUUUAAAUUUUUUCUAUGAAGCACAACGAAAAGAAUUUAAUAUGUAUAGUAAUAAAUCGAAUCAAUCAAUAGAAUUAAAUGAUAUUGAAGAAUUAUAUGAACGUGCAUUAUCUAUUCGAUCUUCUUAUCCAUGUUUACUUGAAUUAAAAUUAAAAGAAUCAGUUAUAAAUGAGCAAAAUAAAUUGAUUGAACAAUUACCAACAGAAAUAUGGCUUUCUAUAUUUAAACAUAUAGAUAAACAAGAUAUUCAGAACUUAACAUUUGCUUUUCCUGAUUUUCAAUCAUUGAAAACCAUUUGGGAAAAUGAAGAAUUGAAAAAAUUUGAAAAAUAUUUAUUUCGAGAAAAGUUUAUUCCUACAAUCGUUAAUCAAUAUUUUGAUCAACCAUUAUUUUGUUUUGUCGAUUCGAAUUUUUUCUUUCAACAUAUUGAUCAAUGUUGUCGUAUUGCUGCUAUUUAUGCUUUUUUUCUAUUAGGACAUGAAAAAGAUUCAAGAACUUAUACUAUUCAUUAUGAUCGAAACACACAAGCACGACAACCAAUAAUCGAUUUCGAUCAUAGUGUUGAUCGUACUUAUAUGACAAAUCGUCAUCAAUCACAAUUCAUUGGGCAAGAUCUUUUAUCACGUUUUCGUUUUAAAACAAAAACGAUUAGUGAUUUAAAUGAUAUAAAAUCAGAUUCGACUAUGAAUGUUGAUAAUGAAGAACACGAAGUCUAUGAACAAUAUUAUUCUCAAUACGAAAAAGAAAAGAUUAUGACGAAGAUACUAAGAGAAAUUAUUGAUUGUGAUCAACUUUUUGAUCCGGAUAAAAUUGAUAAUCGUGUUUAUCAUUGGAGAAAUUGUAAAUAUGAUUAUGAUGAUAUAUUAGCUUAU